Leptosia nina is the source of this 4881-nucleotide messenger RNA. NCBI's taxonomy places the organism in Eukaryota, Metazoa, Arthropoda, Insecta, Lepidoptera, Pieridae. The record is from the annotation of a GenBank genome assembly.
AUGGUAACGAUUGUUGAUGAUUUAGAUUUUUUAACGGUUCAAGAGGCGAUUUUCAAAGAUGUCAAAUAUUACCUCUCCGGCGAUGUUUCCGAAAGGACUAUGCAGUUACUUCAGUCGGGCGGCGGCGACAACACGAAAUAUUUCUCGGAUUACGUUACACAUUUAAUUUGUGGACAAAAUGCCGCUGAUACAGACAUCGACGAAGCUCAGGAUAUCUAUCAGAUACCUGCUGUGACUGAAAAUUGGGUAUUUGCUUGUGCCAGGCUAAAGAAAUUGGCAAAUCCUAAACCUUAUUUCCCUAGCAAAAACAAAAUAUUCACAAAUGUUGUUGCUUGUGUGUCUAAAGUGAGUGCGGCCGACGCGAAGGCUUUAUUCGCGCUUAUAACUUACCAUGGUGGAAAAGUGAAGUUAAAUUUGGAUAAUCAGUGCACUCAUUUAAUCUGUGGCUCAACAUUAGGUAAGAAGUAUAGUGCAGCCCAAUCUAUAUCUCAUAGAAUAAAAAUUGUCACACCAGAUUGGGUUUUAGAAAGCCUAAGAGCUAAGAUACAAGCAGUGGCUGAAGUAUUCCAUCCUAAACUUUUGAUCAUACCUAAACCGCCUCCUAAACCUAUGGAUCGUAUUAGUGCCAUCACAGGGUUUGAUUUUGAGGAAGGUAUUGCCAAGAACGAAGUUCCAACUCAAAAUAUGUCGGAAAAUAAGAAUGAUGACACUAAAGCACUUCUUGAUAAAUUAAAGCAACGGAUGCCUUGGAAUCAUAAUCCGUCUACUGCAAAUUCAUCUUCAAUUUCUACUUCCAAUGCCACAUCUAUGGGCUACUCAACUGCGGUAAAUACGACUAGUAUUGUCACUAAAUCUUUACCUCAGGGAAUUGUAACUCAAAAUGUUCAGAUAUCCGGAGGUCAAAACCCACAGCUUAUACAAAAAUUUGGACAAAAUCCAAAUAUGUCACAAGCAAAUGUUGUUCAAAAUCAACAGAUUAAUAUACAGCAGGGCUAUACACAGGCACAACAGGCUCCACAACCACAUGGCCUGUCCGCAAUACAAAUACAACAGCAAAAAUUGUUACAACAACAUCAGCUCAGGAUGCAAAUGUUACAACAAGGCUUUACACAGCCAAAUGUGUCACAGAUGAAUCAAAAUAUAUCCAGUCAAAUACAGCAGCAUUUACAAUCCAACCAACACCAUGUUCAGCAAUCUCCAAAUAUAACACAACAACAAAACAACACAAUGACAUCUGCGCAGCAACAGAUUGAAAAUAUAAGCCAAAUGCUUAGUCAAAGUGCAAAUAAUUUGCAACAAGCACAGCUAAACCAACAAAGCAUGGCUAUGAAGCAAAGUUUGACUCUGAGUCAGCAAAGUGCAGUUCAAAAUAUUGCUCAGCAAUUAGCUCAGUCUACUCAAAAUUUACAACAAAGUCUACAAAAUGCAAAGCUUAAUCAGAACCUUGGACAGACUCCAGGCAUCAAUCAACAGCAAGGCCAGGGUAUGAUUCAACAGCAGACAGUGCAGUCUCUGACAAAUCAGCAACAAAAUUUAAAUACUCAUGUUCAACAAGGACUUGUAACAUCACAAGCUGGACAGAUGAAUCAAUUAGUGAGCAACACUUCACAACAGUCAGUCAUUGGUCAGCAAAUACAGGGGCAACAAAGUAAUAUGCCAGUUCAAGGUACAUGGCGGCAACAAAAUAUACAAAUGGUUCAGAAUGUUCAAGGUCAGCAUCAAAUUAUCAGAAAUCCCUUAGUACAGUCGAGGAACCCUCAAAGUCAAGUUAUAUUACAACAACAAAUAAUGCAGACGCAACAACAAGCAUUGUUAAAUAACCAACAGUCACAAUUGAGUCCACAACAUUCCGUUCAACAGACUCAGCAGAUUUUACAGCAGUCUAUAGGAUCUCAGGGACAGUCAAUAAAUCAGACUCAUCAUCAGAUAUUGGUGCAGAAGCAGCAGCUAUUGAAUAGUGGAGGACAGCAGCAGAUUGUCCAAGCUCCCCAACAGGUGUUGAUUAACCAGCACACUGGUCAUCAGCAGAUAUUAGUGCACGGAAACCAGCAGGUGUCAUUACAAGGUGGACAGCAAAUAGUAUCCCAAAGUCAGAUUGUCCAUCCAGGGGGACAGUUAGUCAAUCAAAGUGGGCAGCAAAUUCUUACCCAGGGCACACAACAGGUCCUUUCUCAAGGUCAACAUGUUAUUACACAACAAGGUCAGCAGCACCAAGUUGUUAUAGCUCAGUCGUCACAACAGAUUGUGUCCCAACAGGGACAGCAAAUUAUUGGCCAGAAUGUGGGACAGAACCAACAAGUGCUAUCACAAGUGCCCCAAUCCCCUCAGCCAAAUCAGAUAGGCAGUGGGGGGAUACAACAGAUAAUAACUCAUAGUGGAGGUCAACAGAUUGUAUCUCCUGGUGGGCAGCAGAUAGUGCAGGGCGGGCAAAAUGUGGCGUGGCAGCAGCAGCAAUACAUACAGCAGCGGCAGCCUAUCGGACAGCCCGCUGGCGUCGGACAAAGGCCCUUACAAGUGUCGUGGACAGCCGGCGGUGGUGGACGUCAGCUGAUACAUUUGGAUGCGCAGACGCAUGCUCAACUACAACAAAUGGACCCACAGCAGCGCGCUAUGUUCGUGGCUCAACUGCAGAAGCGUCGUCAACUGCAUAUACAGCGGGCGCUGGCACAGCAGCAGCAACCUGUAGUAUCUGGUGCUCCCGGGUCAGGUCUACCCGCGACGCAGAAUGUGACAUUUAUACGUAGUCCGUUGCCGCCCGGCCUAACUCAGCAACAACAACAGGUACAAUGGCAAGUGCAACAGCCCGGGAUCCGAACUGCCACCAUCCCGGCCGCAACUCCUACCACACCUCAAUCUCCAGUUGGUUCGGUAGGCGGUAACGUGGGCACCGUGGGCGGUACGGCAAAUGUGGGCGGCGUAGUAGAGACACAAAUACAGCAGUUGCAGCGGCAACAGCAGUACCGACUACAGCAAUUACAGGCGCAGCGUGAUCACGCGCAUCACCAGGCAAAUAAACAGGCAGCCGUGACUCAACAUGUCGUAACUCCCCUACAGGAACAACAGGUUGACGCGAUUUUAACGCCAACGACACCUGAACAACAAGGCGGCGCAGGCGCACUACUUGUGAAUCCAAAGACAAAGACCGCUCUAGCGAAUAUGCUGUCCAUACGCCUUCAAGGCACCGCACCGCCCAACGAUCAUGAACCAUCCGCGGCCGGCACGCUAAGGUUAAUGACCGCUGCGCACGCGGCUAGCGGGGCAGUUCGUGCGCCGACGAGGUUGCUGCUAGGGGCAGCACAUCAUCCACAUACAGUGCCGACACCGGGUGUCGGUGCAGUACAAGUGGGUAACAAAGUGUACGGUGGGGUUGGUACAGUGGGGGCGGUGCGAGCAGCUCCACCACGAGCGCAGUUCUACGGACACAAUCCUAAUCUCAAACUACCGCCAGAUCUCUUCCUACUUGGCUGUGUCUUUCAUGUUGUUGAGUAUCAGCAGUCCGUGGGCACAGACCGCGUGUCCCGUUGGACCGAGGCGAUCCAACGCCGCGGCGGUGAAGUGGAGGCGGGCUACUGCGCAAGAGUCACUCACGUGCUCUGUGAAACGCAGCGACAUGGCGUUGUUAUGCAGGCACUGCGGGACGCUAAACGCUGUGUGACCGCGUACUGGGUCUCAGACACAAUGGAGCGUAGGGCUGUGGCUCCUCCAUGGCAGGCCAUCCACCUACCCACGAUGUACUCGCUACGAGAGAGACCAGCGAGGCACCAUCGCGCUGUGCUCUCCGGUUGGAGAAGAGAUGAAAGGCGGCGUCUGGCCUGCUGUUUAAGACAAGUCGGGGCUAAGCUGACUCCGUACAUGACAAGGGACAACACGGUGCUGAUCUGCAAGCGGGCGGAGGGGAACAAGUACAGACGAGCCAGGGAGUGGGCCAUUCCCGUCGUGAGCGCCGCCUGGAUCACAGACCUGCUGCUCGGGAACAUGACGGCUCUGAUGCAGAUAGAGAAUGCAAAAUAUCAACAGUUCAACUUGGCCAGUCCAUUUCGACUGGAUUACGGAUUGGUGUCGCAUCUCAUGAAUGCGUGGAAAAUGCCAAUAAACAUAACGCAAGAGUCGCACGAGCGGGCUAAACGGGCGGCGGCGGCUGCGGGCGAGCGGCGCGCUAAACGGCCCCGACUCGAUCCCUCCCCUUCGCCUGUGUCCACGCCUACCCCGGCCGCGUCUCCACACCUUGUUGCUCCACCUCCCCUCCAUCUCGCUCCGCGUGUUCUCUUCUCUAACGUGACACCGUCAGCUCAAAUGAGGCUCGCUGCUACGGUCAGACAACUUGGCGGCCUAGUGGUUACAUCCGCAGCCGAGGCAACCCACCUAGUCAUGGAGAAACUAGUGCGCACGUGCAAGUUGGUCAGCUGUUUGAUUACUGUCAAGCACCUCCUCACGACAGAGUGGGUGGCAGAGAGUCAACGACACAACAAAUUCGCCGACGAGGCCAAAUUUGCACUCCGCGAUGAGGAGUUCAACAAAACCUUUAAAUGUGACGUGGAUGAAGUCCUACUUGGCGGGGAACAGAGAAAGAAACUAUUUGAGGGUAUCACCUUCUUCCUCACACCCUGUGUUAAGCCUGCCAAAGCGAGUCUGACAGAAAUGAUAGAAUUGUGCGGCGGUAAAGUAGAGAAAAACAGACGGUCGUACGUGUCGAUACAGGAAAUGCACAACGCCAGACCGUAUAGCUAUCUCGUUCUAACUGUCCCCAACGAUCUGCAUUUGGUGUAUUAUCUUCUACAAUCGGAGAAAACGUUGAACGUCGUCUGCAGCACUGAAGUGGUCCUGUCAGCUAUAAUGCGCCAAAAGUUGGCGAUAGAAGAGUUUCUCGUGAAAAUAGAUUGA